AUCUUCUAAAUCCCGAUCACAAUGCUUCAUCUAAGCAUUACUCAAUUCCAUCAGAUCUAUUCAAAUCCAUCAAUUUCUUUUUUAUUGUUUUAGUUUUUUCCCAUUUCUAAUCAACAUCGACAAGAUUCCAAUUUGAUACCGGCGAUCUUCAGCAGAGAUGUGUUCUUGCUUCCUGGGUCUUGCUUCAUCACUUUCAUUUCAUCUCAAAACUCAGUAACUUCAUUUAUUUCUUUUUUUACGUGUUAAUUUUUUUAAUAGUCAAAUUUUAAUCAUAAACUUUCCCAUCAGUUCACUAAGCACUGAAUCUUCGUUAGCAACCUUGGCCCCCUCACUCACUCCCUCCACACUUGGCCGUCGAUUGCAACUGUCAAAUCGUCAUCACUUCCCUACUAGCAUCUUCGCAAUUUGUUUUCGAUGGCCUGUCAAUUUUAGAGAUGGCCUUCCCUUUUUGUUUUUCACUGUUUCCAUUUCAAAUUCUAUUGAAGAUUCUCUCAAUGCCUGACUUAACUACACACUGUGUUGAAAAGAUUUGUUGGUCAUUGUGAGAUACCUUCUAUUAUACCAAUUUUAUAUAGAAAAUUUUGUUUUGUUGACCGAUUUGCAGUUGAGCAAUUCUCUUAAAGCUUUAUUUCAGUGUUUCUUCGAGCAUAUUUGAACUUUGGUCCAUGUGGAUUUCAAUAUUUAGGUAUAAAAUAGUCAAACUUUUUCUUGAUGGUUCUGUUUAAUGUUAAAAUGGUAGUUUUUCAUCUGUUUAUGAAGGAAUUGAUUGAAAUAGUAUAUUAUUUCUCUGUCCAUUAAUUUCUUUCUACCUUUUUGUUAUUAAGUAGCACUAAGGAUUCAUGUUCUCAAUUAUGUAUUUUGCUCUUUUUAGUCAAACAAGGCUUUGCUGCUGAAUGAAUCCAUUGAGUUCCUUAAAUCACUUCAGUUGCAAGCCCAGAUUCAUGAGAUCGCAUUUAAGAAGGAAACUUUGGGUUUCGUUACAAUACAGUAAUAUGUUGACAAGAAUGAGGAAUUGCCAAGGACACACAAGUUUAUGUCGGUGCCUAAUCUUCACCUAUUCCUGGAUGAUGAUUCUUGAUGUUUUCAAAUGUGGAGUAAGGCAAGUUGAUGCCUCUUAUCACCACCAUUUACUCUUUGGUCCCAUGUGUAUCCAAAUAAGAGUACCUUAUUUUGUGUAAGUGAAUUCUUAUUUUGAUUCUCAUUAUUAUUUUUGUUAAUAUUGUAUGUGUGUAUAUAGAUUCUCAUUAUGUGUAUGUAUACAUGUAUGUGUGUGUGUGUGUCCUGUUGAAUUUUAAAAUAUAUUGGCUGAUGCCUUCAAUUGUGUAUAAGAAAUUCUGCUACAUAAA
This is a messenger RNA of Rubroshorea leprosula, 1346 nucleotides long. Lineage: Eukaryota; Viridiplantae; Streptophyta; Magnoliopsida; Malvales; Dipterocarpaceae. The record is from the annotation of a GenBank genome assembly.